Molecule: messenger RNA, 276 nt
Organism: Emiliania huxleyi CCMP1516
Lineage: Eukaryota; Haptophyta; Isochrysidales; Noelaerhabdaceae
Exons: 2
Coding region: 1-276 (91 amino acids)
Biological process (GO): translation
Cellular component (GO): cytosolic large ribosomal subunit; ribosome
Molecular function (GO): structural constituent of ribosome; RNA binding
Source: RefSeq, a predicted model, not a curated record
AUGGGCACUAAGAACGCGCUGAAGAAGCAGAUCCAGAAGACGCACACGCGCUGCCGCCGCUGCGGCAGGACCUCCUUCCAUAUCCAGAAGAAGGUCUGCUCUGCUUGCGGCUACCCCUCUGCGCGGCUGCGCUCGUACAACUGGUGCAAGAAGAUGAUCCGCCGGAAGACGCGGGGCACUGGACGUAUGCGGUAUGAGAAGGAUCUGCCUCGCAAGGCCAAGAACGGCUUCCGCGAGCAGACCCAGGCGCCCAGCCGGAAGAAGAAGGCGGCGUGA